UUUCCUCGUACACUCUUUGGCUUACACAGUAUUUUGCGUAUGAAAUAGUAAUUGGCAGUGAACUCUGUCGUGUAAGUCUUUUGCAGAAGUAGUCUAAGAAUUCGAGAUGGCAGAAAAGUCUGUGCAAAAGAUACCGAAGCCCCAGUUGAGAGGAUUACUGACAUCCUCGGUGAAGUUUCACCUUCCUAUGGCACUUACUCUUAGUGCUGUUACAACUGUUCUAUUCAAGAUAUUCUGGGUGGAUAGCCGGAAAGCUAAAUAUGCAGAAUUCUACAAGAAUUACGAUGCAGAAAAGGAUUUUGAAAGGAUGAGGAAGGCUGGUGUUUUUAAAAGUUGUUAGCCUCUGUAAUCACAAUGAAUUGUGAAUAGAAAUUUUUAGGUGUUUUAGUGCAUUUGAAAGGUAAACUGGAAAUUGUUUAAAGUUAUUAAGACUGUGCAUAAGACAGAUCGUGUGCAAUUAUCAUAUAAAUCAGUAGUGUUUGUUAUGUUUCUUAAAAUUGUAUUAAACUCUGGAGACCCAAAAAUCGUAUUACCUGAAGUUGUGAUUGAUUGUAUAUUUGCUUUACAGAUAUAUGUGACAUAAUUUCAAAUUGUAGGGAGUCUUAGACCAAGUACAUGCAAGACAAAUGGUCAGAAUGGGUGGUACAACCCACAGUUUUUGUUCAUAACAUGUGUAUUUUGUGAAAUGCCAUUAAUAAAGACUUGAAAAUUGAU
Cryptotermes secundus is the source of this 714-nucleotide messenger RNA. RefSeq names its product cytochrome c oxidase subunit 6C (gene cype). The transcript is spliced from 3 exons. The record is from RefSeq and is a predicted model, not a curated record. The coding region runs from base 107 to 340 and encodes 77 amino acids. Lineage: Eukaryota; Metazoa; Arthropoda; Insecta; Blattodea; Kalotermitidae.